AGAAGCGACAGUUCGACGAGGCUAUUGAGAACUACACAAAGGCCUGGGAGACACACAAGGACAUUGCAUACAUGACGAACCUCGGCGCCGCAAAGUUCGAGAAGGGCGACUACCAGGGCUGCGUCGAGGCGUGCCAGCAGGCCAUCGAGUACGGUCGCGAGAUCUACGCAGACUUCAAGAUCAUCGCCAAGUACGUCCAGAACAAUUCGGAUCUUUACCUCCCUUACUAACUAUGAACAGGGCAUACGCCCGCAUCGGCACCGCCUACGAGAAAAUGAACGACCUCGCCAACGCAAUCACCUUCUACCAAAAAGCGCAAACCGAGCACCGCACCCCCGAAGUCCUCGCCAAACUGCGCGCCGCCGAAAAAGCAAAAAUCACACACGACCGCACCGCCUACAUCGACCCGACCGAAGCCGAAAAAGCCCGCGAACUCGGCAACGCAAAGUUCAAGGAAGCAGACUGGCCCGCCGCAGUAGAAGCCUACUCGGAAAUGACCAAGCGCGCACCCGACGACCCCCGCGGCUUCUCAAACCGCGCCGCUUGCUUCAUCAAACUGCUGGAAUUCCCCUCCGCUGUGCAAGACUGCGAUGAGGCGAUUAAGCGCGAUCCGAAGUUUAUCCGCGCGUAUUUGAGGAAGGCGCAGGCGUACUACACGAUGCGCGAGUAUAAUAAGUGUAUUAAUGUUUGCUCCGAGGCCAUGGAACAUGAUGAGGGGGGGAAGAAUGCACGAGAGAUUCAGGAGCAGGAGCGGAAGGCGCUGGAGGCGCAGUAUUCGGCCCGUGAGGGCGAGUCCGAGGAGCAGACUAUGGAGCGGAUUCAGCGGGAUCCUGAGAUUGUGGGUAUCCUGCAAGACCCUGUUAUGCAGGCUAUUCUUCAACAGGCUAAGGGUGAUCCCGCGGCCCUGCAGGAACAUCUUAAGAAUCCGGGGAUUCGCGCCAAGAUCCAGAAGUUGGUUGCUGCGGGGGUGAUUCGUAUGGGUCGUUGAGGGUAUGGGGGAUAUGGUGGAGGGGGGGAGGGACGA
This is a messenger RNA of Dothidotthia symphoricarpi CBS 119687, 1024 nucleotides long. Its product is annotated as TPR-like protein. The record is from RefSeq and is a predicted model, not a curated record. Gene Ontology annotation, molecular function: Hsp90 protein binding. Lineage: Eukaryota; Fungi; Ascomycota; Dothideomycetes; Pleosporales; Dothidotthiaceae. The transcript has 2 exons. The coding region runs from base 233 to 988 and encodes 251 amino acids.